UUGUUGAUUGACUGCGUGUUGGUCCCUGCAGUCCGAACGCGCCUAAUAAACAAAUCGAAUAAACAGUGAAUAUCGUUACGCGUCUUACGUGGAAAAUAUUUUACUGCAAUUGGUCGCGUAACGUAUCUAUGUAUGUAUAGUUGUGAAAGUUCCACUCUGUUCCGUCGCGUCGACUGUGUUAGUAAGCAUGGCCGCGGAGACUACCGAUGUAGUAGUGCCAAUGUCGCCUUCGGAAAAGUCAUUGUCCGGUAGUUUAGUUUCCGAAGAAAAUGAAAAAAGUGUUUCUCGUUCGCCAUCCACAUAUUCUAUCAGAGAAGAUAGAUGGCCCGACUUAGUCGUGUCUAGGCCGAGGAAAUUGGAUGCCUGGUGGUUGCCGAGACGUAAGUAUGCGACAGUGAUUUCUAUGCGUCAGGAAGCCCAAGCAAAUUUAAAAGGUUGGCCUCCGGGCGAACAUCGUCACGGAGUCAUGAUUGAACAGGACAUGGCUGGUGCACAGGACACCAUAUACCUGUGCAAUUUUCGGGUCUCCGUUGAUGGGGAAUGGCUUUGCCUGAAGGAGCUUCAGGAUGUCGAGUUUUCCAUGCAGGAUUCAAUGCAACGAUCCCCAUCACCUCCACUAGCUAUCAGUGGUACAAGACAUCGUCAAUAUCAUCCUGAUCCAUCAGAGCUUUGCGAUAUUCUUCCGCCAAGUCCACCGCAAAUGCAACAUGUCUUCAGCUUGUCACGAGACCCGGUGAUAAUCGAGAGGAGCAACCUCGUUAAUAUCUCGAAACUAAUCGUCAAGGAACUUAUCGAAACAUCCUUAAAAUAUGGAAGAAUGCUUGACUCCGAUCACAUGCCUCUUCAGCACUUUUUCAUUGUUUUAGAACAUGUUCUCAGACAUGGUCUUCGACCAAAAAAGGGUCUUCUUGGACCGAAGAAGGAACUCUGGGAUAUUCUCCAACUGGUUGAGAAAUAUUCCCCUGAAGCACAAGACAUGACUUCUAGUAUUCGUGAUCUCCCCACAGUUAGGACGGCAUUAGGAAGAUCUCGUGCUUGGCUGAGAAUGGCACUGAUGCAAAAGAAGCUAGCUGACUAUUUGAAAGUCCUGAUCGAUCACAAAGAUGACCUUCUGUCAGAGUACUUUGAGCCAGACGCUUUGAUGUUGAGCGAGGAAGCUAUAGUCAUAAUGGGUUUGCUGGUCGGACUCAACGUUAUUGACUGCAACUUCUGCGUCAAGGAGGAAGACCUCGACUGUCAGCAAGGCGUCAUCGACUUCUCUCUCUACCUUCGAAACAGUAAUCACAUUCCUGGUGAAUUGCCUGAUGAGGAGCUGGAAAACGACAACAUGACAACGGUCCUAGAUCAGAAGAAUUAUAUCGAAGAACUCAAUCGGCAUCUAAAUGCGACUGUAACAAAUCUCCAAACCAAAGUUGAAUCUCUGACGACAACAAACGCCCUCAUGAAAGAAGAUCUCUCGAUUGCGAGGAAUAGUUACCUUGCUCUUCAGUACGAGAACAAACAGUUGAAAAAAGAACUUGGCAUAGAGGUCAAAGAUCCUACCGAGAAUGGAAAAGCUCCCAUAAAAAUCUCUGAAACGACCGUAGAAUUAGAAGAAGUCAGAAGUAGGCUAGAAUCCGAAAAGAAACAUCGACUUGAGUUAGAGAAGGAGGUCGAUCUUCAGAUCAGCAUUAAGUCGGAAAUGGAAGUGGCAAUGAAGCUUUUGGAAAAGGACAUUCAUGAAAAGCAAGAUACGAUUGUGUCUUUGAGAAGACAACUUGAUGACAUCAAACAGAUCAAUCUGGAAAUGUAUAAAAAACUACAGGAGUGUGAGUUCGAGUUGACACAAAAGGGAGAGAUGGUGAGCCGCCUCCAUGCAAAAACAAAUCAAAUUGGAAAGCUUUUGAACAACCUCGAUAAAUACAACAGAUUAAUGAAGGAUGGAGAAAUGCGCAGUCCUACGACUCCAAAUGGCACGAAAUCGAUUUUGAACAAAUCUAGUCCCACCUCUCCAAAAGAAUCUUUAAUAGAUAAAAUUCCCGAAUUCCGAUCGAGUAAUCAGACAAAUCGACGAAGCAUUUGUUUUUCAAGUGAAGAGCAGUCCUCGACUUCUGGUGAAAACCCGAAGGAAGAAGUUGCUCAGGGCGGCGAGAAUAAUUCAGAAACGACCGAUUACAAACGUUGCUUUCAGGAGUGCGAGAGCUCGCUUAGGCAUAAAACAGAACUGAUAGCUAAGCUGGAGGCUAAGACAUUUUCCAUGACUGAUACCAUCAACAGAAUGGAUCAAAAGUUCAAGGAGAUAGAAAAUUCCAGAACAGGAUACGAGGAAAAGGCGAGGAAUUUGGGCGCAGAAGCUGCAGCGAAGGACGCAUGGGCCAACGGAAUUGAAAGGGAGUUGAAAGUAGAGCGAGAAUGGCGAACAUCUCUUCAAGAGGCUUCCAUUUCUAACAUUGAAAAGAUCUCCCAUCUUCAUCAAGAAGUUGACCAACUGAAAUCUGUUUCCGAGAAAUAUUUGGCAUUGCAAGAGGAACAUUAUGCAUUAAGAGAAAUCUGCACGGAGCAGGAGAAGACGCUUGAAGAGUUGGGUGCACAAUUGAGCGCGGCAAAGUUGGCAGCUGUUGAGCUGCGAGAAGCCGCAGACAAUGCUCAGCAACAACCUCAGCAAGACGGAAUAGCCCCAUGGGCCAACGACCGAUUGGUCAGCCAUUGCAAAGGCUGCACCAGAGAGUUCAACAUUGCUCGUCGUAAGCACCAUUGUCGAAAUUGUGGAAAUAUUUUUUGCAGCGCCUGCAGCGACAACACGAUAGCUUUACCGAAUUCGGCAAAACCUGUCCGAGUGUGUGACGAUUGCCACAUAUCUUUGGUUGGUCGUUAUUCAAUUAUUCGCUAAUCCGAAAGUCAUCUGUAGAUACAAUAAUUUUGACAACGACUUCAACUUUAGUAAAAAAAUCGCGAAAAUUUUGCGACGACAUUCAGUCCCUGGAUUUUAGGGAUUUACGAGCCGAGCACAAAGGGUAACAAAAGAACGGGAUUUCAAUGCCGCUCAACUUGUCACACAGGCCUGAAAAGCCUUCAUAAUCGUAGAAUGAAGACGCCACUGUAAUACAUCACCAUAUUAUAAAUAGCCCAGGCAUUUCGUAUGAAAAGAGGCCUUUUUACAACUUCAACUAGGUGGAGCCCGUUUUUUUGUUACUAAGAUCGUGUUUGCGUAAAUUGACCCUUCCCACUGCAUUUUAGAGAAAAAUGUCUUGAAAACAAAAUUAAACUAAAUUUUUUGUUGAAAAAAAUUUUAAAAAAUAGAACCUUCUAUCUUGAAUAGGUGCUGACUUAUGACCCUUCAAAGUACAGUAGGUCUUAUCGGAUCGGUAUGGACCGGGUCUCCAUUUUCGAUCACGAUGGCGCAGGAACAAAUCUAACUAUACCUCCUGUUAGUGGUGUAUCCUAAAAUGUUCAGGCCCCUUAACGUUUGAUUGGCCAUUGGCGGCUAGAGGCCUUCUUAACGCUUUAACUAGGUAGAGUGCGUCUUUUUUAUAGCUAAGAUCGUGUUUGUGUAGAUUGGCCCUUCUCACUGCAUUUUAGAGCAAAAUGUCAUAACAGAAAAAUUAAACUGGACAAAAUUUUGAAGAAAAAAUAAAAAAAGUAGAACCUUCUAUCUUGAAUAGGUGCUGAGUUAUGAUCCUUCAAAGUACAGUAGGACUCUUUGGAUCGGGACGCAACCGGGUCUCCACUUUCCACCACGCAGGCGACGAGUCCAGAACCGACGAGUCCUACUUUGACCCGAUUUUUUUUCUAAAAGUGGCUUAGAAAUUUAAUUUGGAAGUUUUCAUAUGUAACAAGAGGUACUUCCCAGUAAUAAAACAAAAUAAACAAUAAUCUAUCCAAAUUAGGUUAUUAGUUAUAACCUCUUACAUUUAACAAUUUUACCCAUUUGUCGGGACAAGUAGCUCGUGUUCAGUGUUUUUGAAAAUAGCUCGUUUCUGGAUGAAGCAACGUAAAUGCUGCCAGAAGAAAAGUUGUAGAUCAUAAAAUUCUGCGUAAAUAUAAAAACGACAUGAUUGGUCUAGUUUCUAUAGGUCACAUGUUAUGACCAUGCAACCUUCGCCCUCUUCUGUCGGAAGAAUCUGUCUUCACUGACAAAUGUACUUUUGGCACUAUUUAAAAGAAAUAAUAAUAAUGAAUAUUUCGGAGAAAUACCCAGUUUUUAAUUUGUGUUGAAAAAAUUAAUGAUUUGACAAUUAUUUAAAUAAUACUCUUCUC
Messenger RNA from Belonocnema kinseyi, 4236 nucleotides. Its product is annotated as RUN and FYVE domain-containing protein 2-like. Gene Ontology annotation, cellular component: cytoplasm. The transcript has 14 exons. NCBI's taxonomy places the organism in Eukaryota, Metazoa, Arthropoda, Insecta, Hymenoptera, Cynipidae. Gene Ontology annotation, molecular function: metal ion binding. The coding region runs from base 188 to 2869 and encodes 893 amino acids. The record is from RefSeq and is a predicted model, not a curated record.